This is a messenger RNA of Panicum hallii, 813 nucleotides long. RefSeq names its product protein SAWADEE HOMEODOMAIN HOMOLOG 2-like. The transcript is spliced from 7 exons. The record is from RefSeq and is a predicted model, not a curated record. Lineage: Eukaryota; Viridiplantae; Streptophyta; Magnoliopsida; Poales; Poaceae. Gene Ontology annotation, molecular function: chromatin binding. The coding region runs from base 1 to 813 and encodes 270 amino acids.
AUGGAGAGGUCACCGAGCGGCGGCACCGGCGGCGGCGGCGCAGCAGCCCUUUUCCGAUUCUUGCCGGAGGAGGUGACGGAGAUGGAGGCGCUCGUGCAGCAGAUUAGCUUCGCCAUUCCAGACGGCUUGGUCCUCGAUGCGCUCGCCAACAAGUUCACGGCCUCCCGUCACACCGCCGGCAAGAUCCCAGUUCCAGUUCAACCGAAGCAGGUGUUGUGCUGGUUCCGGAAACGCCGGUACUCUCCCGAGGGCAGGGCCUCCUUGUGCACGCAAGCGACGCAGAUGAUGACGCCGGCGGCGGCCAACCAGCAUCAGGAAGGCUUCACCUUCAGGGCUCAGGCCCGUGCAGCUGCGCGCUCUGGCUCCUCCUCAGAGAGGAAUCCUGUGGAUGAUGUAGAGCAAUUUGAAGCUAAGUCUGCAAGAGAUGGCGCAUGGUACGAUGUUGCUGCCUUUCUACUUCAAAGGGGGUUUGAAACAGGUCAUCCGGAAGUGAAGGUUCGUUUUUCUGGACUUGGAGGACAUGAAGAUGAAUGGGUUAAUGUUCGUGAAUGCCUACGACAGCGUUCUCUUCCAUAUGAAGCAAGACAAUGUGCUAUUGUGGUUCCUGGGGACCACAUUCUUUGUUUUCAGGAAAGGCAAAAACAGGCUCUCUAUUUUGAUGCUCGUGUGGUUGACCUUCAGCGGGGAAAUCAUGAUUCAAGAGGAUGUCGUUGCAGAUUUCUUGUACGCUAUGAUCAUGAUCAUUCUGAGGAGAUUGUUCGACUCAGAAAGAUGUGCCGCCGGCCAGAAACCAACUACAGACUUGAAUUCUGA